This is a messenger RNA of Blepharisma stoltei, 1292 nucleotides long. The record is from the annotation of a GenBank genome assembly. NCBI's taxonomy places the organism in Eukaryota, Ciliophora, Heterotrichea, Heterotrichida, Blepharismidae.
AUGGAUAAUAGUGCUUUCAACGUAUACAACUCUGCACUAGAUAUGUUAGAGGCAAUUAAAUCUAAUCUAGUUUUUAUUAAAAAAGAGUAGCAACUCUUAUAUUUAAGAUUUUCAGUAUCAACAGACACUAUAAAGCUAGAAGAUAUUUCUCAAAUGACCAAAACCGAAAAAAAAUUGUUGGAUUUGAAAUGGGAAUUGUCAAUGGAUGUAAUUGAAGGGCUAAUAAAAGAUCUCUCACAAUAUAGUGAGGUCGAUACAAGAGAUUUCCGCAUCAUGAAAGAGGAAAUUAAUAAUGCAUUAAAAGGUUAUAAUUAUGCAAAGAAUAACUUGAAAAACUGAAUAGCCAUACAAGACAAAAUUUCAGAAAUAAGCAUUGAGAGAGAAUCAUUGGAUGCUGAAGCUAAAGUGAACAUGAACUAUACAAUUAAAAGAAAAGUUUGGCAGACAGAAACUGUUGAAACAUCCUACCAUAAUACGCUUUGUUCCAGGUGCAAUACCUUAUGUCACGAACAUUGUGCUCUACAAUAUACUACAAAUACAAACGCGAAUAUAUUUACUGGUUGCGCUUGUAUACGACACAAAUAAAAUAGCAACGUCACCGACCCGUUCUUCACGGACCUGCUUCGAGUUUGGGAGCCUUGCUGCCUGAAGCCAACUAAGCAGAAAACGGAGACUACGGGUACUGGGGGCAUUUUUGUUCUGGUUGGGUUUGCCUCGCUCAUCCGGAAAUGAAGACUUUAUGUAAAAAGGCUUUUUUACCCCUAGAGACCACUAGUGCCGACGACGAAGGUAUAAUUUUGGGGUGUUUUUUUCCUGAAACUCUAAUCACUCAAGCAGCAGCCGUCAAAUCCCAAACCUGCUUACUCCAAGCCCUCCGAGACAGCAUUAAGAGCAAGGCCGAAAGCUGAGGAUAGCUAUCUCUGGUGGAAAUGCUAACAUACCCAGAGAGGUUCGCUAGCAGCAGAACGAGUCUUCUACUAAGACUUAUCUAAGAUGAGAUAUAAAAGGAAGAAGAGCCCUAAUCUUUAAUUAAUGCAAUAUAAUUCGAUUGUAUGAGGGAUGCAAGAUGCAAGGUUUGUAAUUGCGACUAUACUUCCCAUUUUCAUGAUAUGAAAAAGCCCAUAAAAGUAGAAAAAGAAAUCACAAACGUAUCAAUGGAAAUGAAAGAGAAAUACGAAAUCUCGACCAAAAAUCCAAGAAAUUAUCAGAAGAAGAAUCCAAGUACAUAUUGGAGAGUAAAGAUUGCGAUAGAAGAGUUCAAUCAGCAAAGGAAGAGAUAUUCGAAGCAGUAA